Molecule: messenger RNA, 1504 nt
Organism: Saccostrea cuccullata (small rock oyster)
Lineage: Eukaryota; Metazoa; Mollusca; Bivalvia; Ostreida; Ostreidae
Product: dehydrogenase/reductase SDR family member 1-like
Exons: 9
Coding region: 246-1190 (314 amino acids)
Source: RefSeq, a predicted model, not a curated record
AAUAAUAACAUAACCAUUAACAACAUAAAAAUUCAAGGUAGGAACAAAUAUUUCUUUUUAAAAAGCAUCAAAAACAACAAUUUUUCAUAGCUCACAAUAUUUUCAAUUCUUGAUUUAAAUAUCCAUCCAUAGAUGACUAAUCUUCACGCCUCCAUAUACGGGAAAGAUAAACUCUCGACAAACGUCCGGGCACGCUGUUACAUUGAAGGGAGGAAGUUUACACUUCCAGUAAAAACAACAUAGAUAUGUCGCUUUCGGGAAAAAUCUGCAUCGUGACCGGUGCCUCCCGGGGGAUAGGGAGAGGGAUAGCCUUACAGCUGGGGGAGGCGGGGGCCACUGUGUAUAUUACAGGAAGAACUCUAGUAGCACGCCCGGGGGACCCUCUAGGCGGAUCCCUGACAGAAACUGCAAGCGAGAUUGAAUCAAGAGGCGGAAAAUGUAUUCCUGUACAAUGCGAUCACUCAAAAGACGAGGAAAUUGCCGCAUUCUUUGAGAGAGUGAAAUCUGAACAAAAUGGCCGACUUGACGUUCUUGUUAACAAUGCUUAUGCCGCUGUAAAUGCAAUUACUGAAAUUAGGGAAAAACCUUUCUGGGAGCAACCUUUGUCAAUAUGGGAUACGGUUAACAAUGUGGGCCUAAGAAACCACUACAUAUGCACAGUAUAUGCUGCAAAAAUGAUGGUUCCAAGAAAACAAGGACUGAUAGUCAACAUAUCUUCUGCUGGGGGUCUGGCAUACAUUUUUAAUGUGGCAUAUGGCAUAGGAAAGGAAGCACUGGACAGAAUGGCGGCGGAUUGUGGAGUAGAACUGAGGAAACACAACGUGGCCGUGGUCAGUCUAUGGCCUGGACCUGUCAUGACAGAAUACGUGGUCCAAAUGCUUCAAACCAGCAAAAGUGCACAACAAAAGAAGAUGUUCGAACGCGCUGAAACUGUUGAAUACGCCGGGAAGUGCAUAGUAGCUCUUGCAAACGACCCAAACGUGAUGAGCAAAUCUGGAAAGGUGCUGAUGACUCCUGAGCUAGGACAAGAGUACAAUUUACGGGACAUUGAUGGUCGUGUUAUUGACAGUAUGAGACGAUUUAAUUGGUUGGUGGCGCGCAAUCCGAACACUGCCUGGAUGCAAAGAUGGCUUCCAAACUUCUUGAGAAUGCCUUACUGGAUGUUCGCUUUGAGAGGAAGCAAAUUUUGAUAUGAAAGGGGUUCUGUGUCUUCUCACUUCUUGUGGUGCCAAAGAACAAAACGUGAACGAUAACUUAUUAUAGCAGAAAAAUACACAGGUUUUAUACAAAAUGCAGAAACGGGUAUAUAAAUUCCCAUGACAUUAAGUUUUCUGUUGAUUUUAAUUUUCUGCAUACAUUGAGCAACGAUCGAUUUACACGCUUCUUUCCAGAGAUACGUAUUUGUGAAUAUAUAUAUAUAUAGUUUGUAUUACUUGUUUCAAAGUCAAUUCAAUGGUUCGCGUUAUUUGUUGUGAAGUCGAUUAAAAAGAAACACAACUUAAAA